GCCGCAGCCGUCUCGGAUUCGGUGCCCAUCGAGACUGCACAUGAGGAUAUGAUCCACGACGCGCAGCUCGACUACUAUGGCAAACGCCUAGCUACCUGCUCUUCGGAUCGCAGUGUGAAAGUCUUCGACGUAGUUGACGGGGAUGCUCAAAGAUCAAUUGCUGGUCAGACACUCAAAGGGCAUACUGGGCCGGUCUGGCAAAUCGCUUGGGCACACCCAAAAUACGGGCACAUCCUCGCUUCGUGUUCGUAUGAUGGAAAGGUGUUGAUUUGGAAGGAACAACCUGGUCAGGGAGCUGGUCAGGGAGGGUGGAUUAAGAUUAAAGAGCAUACUCUGCAUACAGCCUCAGUAAACUCUGUAUCCUGGGCGCCCCAUGAACUCGGAGCCAUCCUUGCCUGCGCAUCCUCUGAUGGAAAGCUUUCAGUUUUGACCUUCAAAAACGAUGGCCAAUGGGACGCUGACAUCUUCAACGGUCAUGCUAUUGGCUGCAAUGCUGUUUCAUGGGCGCCCGCAAUUCUCCCCGGUUCUCUCAUCACCCCCCAACCUCAAGUAGCGCCUGGCCAGCCCCAAUCAUCACCUACAUCCUCCGUCAAGCGCUUCGCCAGUGCCGGCUGUGACAAUCUCGUCAAGAUCUGGGGAUACCGCGAAGAUACACAAUCAUGGGCCGAGGAGGAGACGCUAGAAGGUCACACGGACUGGGUGCGAGACGUGGCGUGGGCUCCAAAUGUUGGCCUUCCGAGGAGCUACAUCGCAACCGCCUCGCAGGAUAAGACAGUCCUCAUCUGGACAAAGGAUACUCCCACCGCUCCAUGGGUGAAAACCGCUUUGGAUCCAUCGACGUCACUUGCUCCUACCUCUGGUGCACCCCCUCCACCUGGUAAAUUCCCUGACGUCGUUUGGCGCGUGUCAUGGAGCCUUGCAGGGAACUUGCUUGCUGUCAGCUGCGGAGAUGGUAGGGUGACCCUGUGGAAGGAGAACCUGAAGGGCGUCUGGGAGUGUGUCAGCGAUAUGAACAGCUAAACCUAUUGUGACUGUAAUGGUGCGGGCUUGUAGACUGGAUGAGAUACUAUUUUACAACUUUUUAUCG
Messenger RNA from Laccaria bicolor S238N-H82, 1087 nucleotides. RefSeq names its product vesicle budding-related protein. Gene Ontology annotation, molecular function: structural molecule activity; protein binding. The record is from RefSeq and is a predicted model, not a curated record. Bases 49 to 1020 code for a protein of 323 amino acids. The transcript has 5 exons. NCBI's taxonomy places the organism in Eukaryota, Fungi, Basidiomycota, Agaricomycetes, Agaricales, Hydnangiaceae. Gene Ontology annotation, biological process: protein import into nucleus; positive regulation of TOR signaling; COPII-coated vesicle budding. Gene Ontology annotation, cellular component: COPII vesicle coat; nuclear pore outer ring.